AUCUGAAGUUGAAGCGGAAGUGGCUGUCAGCUGAGCUCUCAUCACGUGACCAGCUGUGGCAGAGAUCCUCCAUUCUACCGUCUCCGGUGCAGCUUGUUUGUCUCUCUUCUCUCCGUUAAUCCUCCGGUACCCGGUACCCGAAUCCUUCGAUGGCCGGCCGCGGGAAACUGAUCGCUGUUAUCGGCGACGAGGACACGUGCACGGGCUUCCUGCUCGGCGGGAUCGGCGAACUGAACAAGAACCGCAAACCGAACUUCUUAGUGGUGGAGAAGGACACGAGCAUCGCGGAGAUAGAAGAGACCUUCAAGAGUUUCCUGGCGCGCAGCGACAUCGGCAUCAUCCUGAUCAACCAGUUCAUCGCCGAGAUGAUCCGGCACGCCAUCGACGGCCACAUGCAGUCCAUCCCCGCGGUGCUGGAGAUCCCGUCCAAGGAGCACCCGUACGACGCCGCCAAGGACUCCAUCCUGCGCCGCGCCAAGGGCAUGUUCUGUGCUGAGGACUUCAGAUAGACACACACUACUGACACACACACACACACACACACACACACACACACACACACACACACACAUAUAUAUAUAUA
Molecule: messenger RNA, 583 nt
Organism: Perca flavescens (yellow perch)
Lineage: Eukaryota; Metazoa; Chordata; Actinopteri; Perciformes; Percidae
Gene: atp6v1f
Product: ATPase H+ transporting V1 subunit F
Exons: 2
Coding region: 150-509 (119 amino acids)
Biological process (GO): proton transmembrane transport
Cellular component (GO): proton-transporting V-type ATPase, V1 domain; membrane
Molecular function (GO): proton-transporting ATPase activity, rotational mechanism
Source: RefSeq, a predicted model, not a curated record